This is a messenger RNA of Sugiyamaella lignohabitans, 726 nucleotides long. It is a transcript of the gene RPS4A, whose product is annotated as ribosomal 40S subunit protein S4A. Gene Ontology annotation, cellular component: cytosolic small ribosomal subunit; ribosome. The transcript has a single exon. Lineage: Eukaryota; Fungi; Ascomycota; Dipodascomycetes; Dipodascales; Trichomonascaceae. Gene Ontology annotation, molecular function: RNA binding; structural constituent of ribosome. The record is from RefSeq and is a predicted model, not a curated record. The coding region runs from base 1 to 726 and encodes 241 amino acids. Gene Ontology annotation, biological process: translation.
AUGUUGGACAAAUUGUCCGGCACCUACGCCCCCAGACCAUCUGCUGGUCCCCACAAGCUCAGAGAGUCUCUUCCUCUCAUUGUUUUCCUUAGAAACAGACUCAAGUACGCCCUUAACGGACGUGAGGUCAAGGCCAUUCUCAUGCAAAGACUUGUCAAGGUCGACGGUAAGGUCAGAACCGACCACACCUUCCCCUCUGGCUUCAUGGAUGUCAUUUCUCUUGAGAAGACUGGCGAGCACUUCCGUCUUGUCUACGACGUCAAGGGUCGUUUUGCCAUCCACCGUAUCACUGACGAGGAGGCUCAAUACAAGCUUGGCAAGGUCAAGAGAGUCCAACUCGGAAAGAAGGGAAUUCCUUACCUCGUUACACACGACGGCCGUACCAUCCGUUACCCCGACCCCGAGAUCAAGGUCAACGACACUGUCAAGAUUGACCUCACCACUGGCAAGAUCUCCUCUUUCGUCAAGUUCGAGAACGGUAACGUUGUCAUGAUCACUGGUGGUCGUAACUUGGGACGUGUUGGUGUCAUUACUCACCGUGAGCGUCACGAGGGUGGUUUCGAUCUUGUUCACAUCAAGGAUUCCCUUGACAACUCUUUCGUCACCCGUCUCUCCAACGUUUUCGUCAUUGGUGAGGGCAACAAGCCCCUCAUCUCCUUGCCCAAGGGUAAAGGUAUCAAGCUUUCUAUUGCUGAGGAGAGAGACAGACGUCGUGCUCAAGCUUAA